Messenger RNA from Salvia miltiorrhiza (redroot sage), 790 nucleotides. RefSeq lists its product as uncharacterized. Lineage: Eukaryota; Viridiplantae; Streptophyta; Magnoliopsida; Lamiales; Lamiaceae. The coding region runs from base 90 to 581 and encodes 163 amino acids. The transcript has 2 exons. The record is from RefSeq and is a predicted model, not a curated record.
CGCCACUUUGAUUCAGAAAUUUCGUACUAACAAAUUUCUUUCACAUCUCUCAAAAAUUUUAGUUGAUAGCAGCAGAUUUUGUGACAGCAAUGCAGCUUUUCAUAAUGAUGAUGACAUUUGGUAUGAUAGUUUGGUGCAUAUCAAUGGUUGUUAUAGAAUGUGAGGUGACAGAGUAUGCAGUGUUGGUGGUUGUAUUUUGGGCGUCGUUCAUGUGCCACUACGUUGCGUUUUACAAUUAUAUGUACAGAGGCCAUAAAAUGGGGCGGAAAUACAAAAGGUGGCCUAUUCUGCGGGAGAUACUUAAUAUUGCGGUGAACAUGUGGGUGACCAUCGCCAGUUUUCUCGAGUUUUGGCGGCUGGUUUUUGGAUGGCACUUGGUGUUUAUGGCGCAGUGGAUGGCGCUGCUCUGCGUCGCCUACCAACUACUUGUAAUUGUCUUCCAUUUUUUCUGGUCCCAGCUAAUAAGCAUACUCAUGUGUCACACUUUGUACGAUCUGCCCAUCACCUCUUCUCCACAAACCACCGUCACCAUCACCACCGACGCUAUGCAUGCUGCCGCCAACACCCCUCCGUCAGAGUAGGGAACAGAAAGAGAAAGAGAUGUGCACCUGUGUGUGCGUGUGUUUAUGUCGCAGCCCGAUAUAGCAAGAGAUAGCAUAUAUCAAGUAUCUUACGACUAAUAAAAGAAAUGGUGAAAGAAAUAGAAACACAUCUUAUUUUAGCGGAAGCAUUUACCAACUUUACUUAUUUUUGAAGAAAGAUUUUGAGAUCAAAACAUUUUAAAUACUUG